AUGAAAUACUUUACCUUGACACUUGCUGUUGCUCUACUGAUUGGAUUGAUCACUUGCCAAAACUACGAAACCAUCAGAGAAUCUCCUUCAUUCAUCAAGAAUAAGAUUCUUAGAAGGGGGCCUCAAGUUGAGGCUGCUAUGAUGUGCUUGGCAAUGCCAUUCUGUGAUCCAGCAUGGUAAAAGGCUCACAGACAGAUAAUUGCUGAACCAUUAGUACAGGGAUGGAAUCCAGCUUGGGGAAUUGGUCUUGAAGGUUUAAAACAAGAAUUUAAUCCAAAGGUUUAACAGGAAUUAAUUGCACCAUAUCCACUUUACUACGGACCAGGACCAGUUGUCUAUCCAUUCCCUGAUGUUCAAAUGGUUGAAGCUGGCGGAAUCAAAGGUUGGAAUCCAAGAUGGGGACAUGGUCCAGUUGUAAUUAACAGAGGACCAAAAGUUGAGUCUGCCCCUUGGGAUAGGAGAUGGGGAAUCGGCCCAGUUAUUGUAGAUAAAACGCCUGUUGUUGAAUCUAUGUCAGAGGACGUCGACGAUUUGUAUGUAGACUCACCCUACUGGGAUUCUAGAUGGGGAAUAGGUCCAGUUAUUAUGGAUCCAGUACCAAAAGUAGAAAGAAGCAGCAUUCUUAAUACCUAUAACACUAUCGCCAACAUUAAUAGACAUAAAGAUAUCGAAAAUAUCAACAAUGAUAAAGAUUUUGAAAAGAAGACCUUUAGAGCUAUUAGUGAUGCCUCAAAUUUGAUUCCACCUGAUGUCCAAGAUAAGCAUUUAUUGAAAUACGUUGACCUUGGAUCACCAAAUAACUAUGCAAUUCAUGAACUUAAAGAAGGUCCUAACUAUAAAUCAGAGAAACACUUCAUGACAUACAGCUCAUCAAACUGA
Molecule: messenger RNA, 879 nt
Organism: Stylonychia lemnae
Lineage: Eukaryota; Ciliophora; Spirotrichea; Sporadotrichida; Oxytrichidae
Source: the annotation of a GenBank genome assembly